AUGGACAUUCUAUUCAGCCUGCUAUCUCGUUUUUCUUUUCAAGCUUGGGCGGUCGUCGGUCUCGCUACAUUUGCCUUGUUAAGCUUAUCAAAAGCUUUCAGUAAAGGCCACUUAGGAAAACUACCCCCAGGUCCGCGUGGAUGGCCUAUCAUAGGGAACGUUUUCGACAUCCCAGACGAGUAUCCAUGGAAGGUUUAUAGACGGUGGGGUCAAGAAUUUGAUUCAGAAAUCAUUACCUUGAAACUUCCUGGGCCCCCUCUACUUGUCUUGAACUCUGCCAAAGCCGCUGACGAACUUCUGAUCAAGCGGUCUGCAAUAUAUUCGGAUAGGCCCAGGCUUGUUAUGCUCAAUGAGCUUAUUCGUGCCGACUGGAAUAUAGCGCUGAUGCCCUACGGAGAGCGCUUCAAGGCUGCUCGCAAAUUAUUCAACAAACACAUCGAUAUCCCUUACUGUCGCCCUCAAGCUGUUGUUGCUGUUCGUAAAUGCCUCAAAGAUCUUCUCGCUGCCACCAAACAUCACGACCCAAUCAUUCGACUUAUGACUGGACGAUUCAUCCUUGCCUCGGGAUAUGGUAUCGACGUUGAUUCUGCCAAUGACCCAUACAUCGAAAUUUCAGAGACUUUCAUCAAGUCCAUAUCCCAUGCUACGCAGCGUGGGGCGUUCCUCGUGGACGUGUUCCCCAUUCUCAAAUAUUGGCCAAGCUCUUUUCCUGGAGCGGGAUUCAAACAUUUCGCUGCGAGACUCAGAAAAUUAGCAGACGAUGCCCGAACACUUCCAUUCAAAUUUACCCAGGAUGAACUGGCGAAAGGGACCGCAAAACGAUCGUUCGCGGCGCGUUUCCUGGAGACUAUGCGUGAAGACACACCUAGCAGUGAGAUCAACGAUGUAGAAGCUAUAAUCGGGAAUAUGUACAUCGCCGGCGCAGAUACCACUGUUUUGGCAAUGCGAACUUUUGUACUCGCCAUGGCCCUUAACCCGACAAUUCAGAAAAAGGCCCAACAAAUAGUAGAUGCCGCUCUAGGUGGCCGACUUCCAGAUUUCAACGACUUUGGAAAGAUCCCGUAUAUUGAUGCUAUAGUCAAUGAAACCCUCCGCUGGAAACCCCCUCUCCCGAUUUCCAUCCCUCAUGGUGCCACGGAAGACGAUCAUUACAAUGGCUUCUAUAUCCCCAAAGGUUCCAUUGUCGUUGCCAAUAUUUGUGCUAUUCUCCAAGACGAGGAAGUGUAUGGUCCAAAUACAGAUUUAUUCAACCCGGAACGUUUCUUGAAUGAGGCCGGAGAGUUCAACAAAAAUCUGAGUACUGAAGCUGCAUUUGGAUAUGGACGAAGGCAAUGUCCGGGAAAAGUCAUGGCAAAAGAAUUAAUGUGGAUGGCGAUAACCUCAAUCCUAGCUACGUUUGACAUACAUUCAGCCAUAGACGAGCAUGGUCAACCUUUGAAGCCUAAUGUUGAUUACGGACCAAUAGGAAAUCUCAAGUACGGUCUUUUUUGCUUGUCUUGA
This is a messenger RNA of Lentinula edodes (shiitake mushroom), 1500 nucleotides long. RefSeq names its product cytochrome P450. Gene Ontology annotation, molecular function: oxidoreductase activity, acting on paired donors, with incorporation or reduction of molecular oxygen; heme binding; monooxygenase activity. Bases 1 to 1500 code for a protein of 499 amino acids. The transcript is spliced from 11 exons. Lineage: Eukaryota; Fungi; Basidiomycota; Agaricomycetes; Agaricales; Omphalotaceae. The record is from RefSeq and is a predicted model, not a curated record.